Parnassius apollo (apollo) is the source of this 1551-nucleotide messenger RNA. The record is from the annotation of a GenBank genome assembly. NCBI's taxonomy places the organism in Eukaryota, Metazoa, Arthropoda, Insecta, Lepidoptera, Papilionidae.
AUGGAUAAUCAAAGAGAGAAGGAACGGGAUCGAUCUAGGCGGGGAGACAGACCUUCACGUUUUUCUGACGCUAUCCGUGACCGAUCUGUUGACCGUGAUCGUUCAGAAGGAAGGCGGCUAUUUGUCUCAAACAUUCCAUAUGAAUAUCGUUGGACCGAUCUAAAAGAUUUAUUCAAAGAAAAAGUUGGCGAUGUUGCAUAUGUUGAUUUGUUCAAUGAUGAUAAUGGUAAGCCUAGAGGAUGUGGUGUUGUAGUAUUCACCACUACAGAGGCAAUGAAGAAAGCUCUAUCAGUCAUGCAUAGAUAUGAGUUAAAUGGCCGAAAGCUUGUUUUGAAGGAAGAAAUGGGUAAUGAAAGAAACAGACUUAGUUCUUCGAGGUCUGGUGGAGUAGGCAGUGGAAGAAAUGUAAGAGAUGAUAAAGAUAACUGGGGUGCCAGUAAACCAAGAGAGCCAGAAAAUUUUAACACUUAUGGUCUGAGCCUACAAUUUUUAGAGUCUAUCAAUGUGCAGCCACCUUUGGUGAAGAAAGUGUUUGUUGCUAAUCUGGAUUAUAAAGCUGAUCGUGCUAAAAUUAAGGAAGUGUUUAAAAUGGCUGGGAAAGUCUAUAAUGUAGAUUUAGCAGUAGAUAAAGAUGGUAAUAGCAGAGGAUUUGCAGUGGUUGAAUAUGACCAUCCUGUUGAAGCUGUUCAGGCAAUAUCAAUGUUUGACAAGCAAAUGUUAUAUGACCGUCGCAUGACAGUUCGAAUGGAUCGUGGUGUGUCAGAUAAGACAGAAGUUAGGUUACCGGAGGGGUUGAAAGGAAUUGGUCUUGGACUGGGCCCUAAUGGGGAACCCUUAAGAGAUGUGGCGAGGAAUUUGCCUCAGACACCAAGUACUACAAACUUGAGCUUGGCUGGCACUCCAGGAAUUGGUGCUGGAGUAUUGGGCGCGGUGCCAGCUGCAGGCGUGGCAUUAAAUGGCCUUGGCACUGGACUCUCAGCUAAUACACUUGGUACAAACGCUGCAUUAGGAGGCAGUUUGAGCUUGCAGGCUUUGGGUUUGACGGGUUUAGGGGCAUUGCAAAAUCAACUGCUGCAACAGGGUCUCACAGCCAACGACCUGGCUACUGUUCUGUCAGCACAAGCAGCAAAUGUUAACACAAAUAAUUUGGGAUUAAACACUACAGACUUGGGAUCCAAUGUUAUGGGUAAUUCCAAUAUGGGUGGCAAUGUGCUGGGUGGCAAUCCCAGUUUAAGUAGUGGACCACUGUCAGGCCCAAACAGACAAAUGGGGAAUGUACCAGUUCCUGGUCAGGGCUAUGGUCGUGAUACAGGAGUACAGCAAGGUGGAAGGGAUAAAGACAUGGUUAUAAUUUCUAAUCUUCCAUCAACAGUUUCUUGGCAAUUGAUUCGAGAAAAGUUCAGUGAGUGUGGCGAUGUUAAAUUUGCUGAAAUGACAGCACCAGACACAGCAAUUGUUCGUUUCCAUAAAGAGUGGGAUGCAGAGAGAGCAAUAAAAAUGUUUGACAGGACUCGUAUUGAUGGCAGGACAAUUGACGUUCGCUUCUACUAA